Messenger RNA from Zootermopsis nevadensis, 1611 nucleotides. The record is from RefSeq and is a predicted model, not a curated record. Lineage: Eukaryota; Metazoa; Arthropoda; Insecta; Blattodea; Termopsidae.
AAGUUUCGGGUAGAAAGGGAUUUGGUUAUAGGCCUGUGUGUGCUGUGAGAUUAUGUGGCUGAAACGGUUGGUACCCCUGUUGGCAGCCAGUACAUCCGUGAAGAUUCUGAUGCCGCCCAAGGGACCAGGAGGCAAGGACAGAGGGGUCCAAAACGCGAACAGCAGCGCCGAUGCGAAAAUCCACUGCGAUGAAGCCGCAGGACACCUGAAGAUGGGAAACUACACAAAGGCGCUCAAUGGCUACAAUUCGGCCCUUGAGCUGAAUCCUAGGGACAAGAAUGCAUUGGUAGCAAGAAGUAAAUGUUAUCUUCAGCUGGGAGAACCUCAGUUGGCAUUGAAGGAUGCUGAGACAGCUCUCCAUGGAGACAAGAACUUUGUCCGUGCCAUUUUCCAGAAAGCUGAGUCUCUCUAUCAUCUGGGUGACUUUGAGCACAGUUUAAUGUAUUAUCAUAGAGGCUUGCAUCUGCGUCCAGAGCUUGAAGGCUUCCGUCUGGGAGUUCAGAAGGCUCAAGAAGCCAUUGAAAACACCAUAGGAAAACAGCUGCCACAAGCUCAUGAAUCCAUACUGCCCACUGGGGGAUCUCCUAAGAACAUCAGCAGUGCCAGCAAGAGUCGAGGCAGCUCAGCUGCAACCAAGCAACAAUCUCGUCAGCUCCUGGGAGAGCUGUGUGUGGAUAAGGAAUAUCUAGAGAAACUUCUUGACCAUCCAGUUGCUAUACUGUUUUCAGAUAUCAAGUGUAUGAACCAACAAGAUGAUCAAAAUACAAUCGCUUCCUAUGCUAAAGAAGGUGUAGCAUUCCUCAACAGGAGAGAAGAGUUUUGGCGGCAACAACGACCAAACACUGCAGCAGCAAGAAGAGUAAAGAACCAAAGUGUCACUUAAUUGUUCUACAUACUUCAGUUUGUGCUGGACAGCAAAACAAAAUUUAUUUAUGACCUGUCCGAUACGACAAAUAAGUUACAAUAUAAUACAGUGGAACCUUGGUAUAAUGCGGCUUUUUGGGGACAGCUUCAGUACCCGUGUUAUAUGUGAAAUAUGUAAAACAUGUAAUUGUAUUGGGGGACAUGAUCACAGCCACAGUAUAUCCGAGACCAUGGUACAACGAGGCAUGAUGUAUCUAGGUUCCACUGUAUAGUUGUUAUAAGUUUAAUAAAAAGUAACAAUCUGUAAUCAGAAUAGAAAUUAUCUCCAUAGGAUUAUUCAUAAUGUGACAAUAUCAAAGCAAAUAUUUUGCUGUUUUAUAUUAUUUAUCCACAUUUUAAGGCCUGUCACAAGACUUACGAAGCUGUUGGAAUGAUCACUGACAUGUAUUUUGUAUACUGCAUAAAUUCAAAUUUGUGAAACACUGGCUAGGAAACUUAUGGACUAUAUUUUGCAUGUUGCUGUAGCUAUAUUUCAUGAUGCUGUUAGUAGCUCACACUAUGUAGAGUAGAAUGGUAGUAUGAUUACUGAAUAAUGAAUAUGAAGAGUUACUAUACAGAAGGAAGCAGUCAUGGUGUAAUUGAAGGUAAGCCUACUAACCUCGUAUUAUCAUGAAGGAAAACCACAGAAAAAAAGCUUGUUAAGAUAGUCAGUCUCCAAGACAAGAUUUCAACCCAAUACCCCCUGGG